Molecule: messenger RNA, 2286 nt
Organism: Stereum hirsutum FP-91666 SS1
Lineage: Eukaryota; Fungi; Basidiomycota; Agaricomycetes; Russulales; Stereaceae
Exons: 16
Coding region: 1-2286 (761 amino acids)
Biological process (GO): xyloglucan metabolic process
Molecular function (GO): protein binding
Source: RefSeq, a predicted model, not a curated record
AUGAUAUUUGCUGGCGUACGUCUGGUGGUACCAGCCAUCGUCGCGGUCUCUGUUGCUGCUUCCGUCACACAGGAGGCGUACACUUGGGACAAUGUUUUUAUUGGCGGAGGUGGAGGAUUUAUACCCGGAAUUGUCUUCAACCCGACCCAAAAGGGUCUCACGUACGCUCGUGCCGAUAUUGGUGGCGUCUAUCGUCUCAACGCGGAUGACUCGUGGACACCUCUGCUUGACUGGGCGAACGACACGACUUGGGACUACUGGGGAGCCGAUGCAAUGGCCACCGAUCCCAUCGACUCCAACAACCUCUACCUGGCCGUCGGAAUGUACACCAACGAUUGGGACCCUAAUAACGGCACCAUCCUCAAGUCGAGCGAUCAGGGGAAUACGUUCCCUGAUAGGAUAUCGCUACCUUUUAAGCUGGGGGGUAACUGUCCCGGCAGAGGAAUGGGUGAACGCCUAGUCAUAGACCCCAAUAACAACGACAUCAUCUACUUCGGUGCUCGCUCAGGUAACGGUCUCUGGCGAUCCACGGACGCAGGCCUGACCUGGUCCAACGUCACCUCUUUUCCCUCCGUCGGGACUUAUUUCCAGUCUUCCACCGAUCCCCUUGGGUCCGAUAUCAUGGGUAUUGCGUGGAUCACGUUCGAUUCCAACUCUGGCUCCAACACUUCGCUCACACUCGCCUCGAACUCCGAAAUGUCUGUAAGAUCGAGCCGUAUCUUCGUUGGCGUCGCGAAUAUGGGCUCGGAUAACGUGUUCGUGAGUGAGGAUGGUGGGGAUACGUGGGGUGCGAUAGAGGGCCAGAAUAAUACGUUUAUUCCACACCAUGGUGUCCUGUCACCAGCCGAAAACGCGUUAUAUCUCCCGUACGCGAACGGGAUUGGACCGUAUGAUGGCACGGCGGGAUAUGUGAUGAAGUAUUUCAUCGGGAAUAGCUCUUGGGUCGAUAUCACACCUGCACAGGGAAUCGCGGACAACAGUUAUGGCUAUGGUGGCCUCGCCGUCGAUCUUCAAAAACCCGGAACCGUCAUGGUCGCUCCUCUGAACGAGUGGUACCCUGACGCCGACAUCUAUCGCUCGGCAGACGGCGGCGCCACAUGGACUGGGAUCUUCACAUACGAUUAUCCUCCUCCGGACUAUACACUGGCUGUCCAUCCUUCAUACGCGUGGGACGUCUCGCGCGCGCCUUGGAUUACUACGUUCACUGGGAACGACACGAAACUGAUAGGGUGGAUGAUCGAAAGCCUCCAGAUCGACCCCUUCGACAGCGACCACUGGCUCUACGGCACCGGUCUCUCCCUCUGGGGCGGCCGCGACCUAACGAACUGGGACACCAGCCCUCGUCAGAACGUAACCGUAGCCAGCCUCGCCACCGGAAUCGAAGAGAUGGCAGUGCUGGGGCUCACGGCGCCGACCACUGGACCGUUGUUGGUUUCGGCGAUGGGUGAUGAUGGGGGGUUCGUGCAUGAUAGUUUGACGAGUUCGCCGCCUACGUUCUCGAAUCCGACUUGGCCUGGAUCGGGCUCCGAUGUCGAUUUUGCGGGCGCUGCACCGGAGAAUAUCGUUCGCCUUGGAAGCAUCGCCGGUAGUGCGCUCGCCACAUCUACAGACGGCGGUGCCACAUGGAGCCCCUAUCCGAACGUCCCUGCCAGUGCAGACUCUGGAAAAAUCGCCUUCUCCGCACUGGGUGAUACCCUUCUCUGGGCCCAAGGUUCCGGAUUCUCAGGCAUCCAAGUCUCCAAGAACGGGUCCGCAUUCACAGCAGCGAGCGGCGUACCCAGUGGCUCUGCCAUCGCCUCCGACAAACAGAACAAUACCGUGUUCUACGCCGUUUCUGGAUCUGCGUUCUACGCCUCGACGGAUGGAGGGGCCAGUUUUGCGCAGACGGCGACGUUGGGCGAUGCGGACUCUUCGACGCAGAUUGCGGUGAACCCGUGGAAGGGAGGGGAGGUUUUCGUUUCGACUAACGUUGGGGUGUUUCAUUCUACCGACUUUGGUAACUCCUUUACUGCAUUACCAACGGUCACCAACGCCUGGUCCCUCGCCGUUGGAAAACCCAACUCAUCCGACACCAGCAGCACUCCCACUCUCUUCGUCGCUGGCACUAUCAAUGGUGUCAAUAAACUCCUGCGUACGGACGAUCUGGGGGAGAAUUGGGCCAUGAUUACGACGGAGGAGAAGGCGCUGGGGUCAGUCUCGGGGAUGGUGUUGGCGGCGGAUAAGAGAACUUAUGGACAGGUUUAUGUGGGGACGAAUGGGAGGGGGAUAUUUUAUGGCCGUUUUUGA